Messenger RNA from Puccinia triticina, 3264 nucleotides. RefSeq lists its product as uncharacterized. The transcript is spliced from 19 exons. The record is from RefSeq and is a predicted model, not a curated record. NCBI's taxonomy places the organism in Eukaryota, Fungi, Basidiomycota, Pucciniomycetes, Pucciniales, Pucciniaceae. Gene Ontology annotation, molecular function: small GTPase binding; nuclear export signal receptor activity. Gene Ontology annotation, cellular component: cytoplasm; nucleus. Gene Ontology annotation, biological process: ribosomal large subunit export from nucleus; ribosomal small subunit export from nucleus; protein export from nucleus. The coding region runs from base 1 to 3264 and encodes 1087 amino acids.
AUGGAAGAAUUAUUAAACCCCGCCUCUGAUCCCAUUCUCAUCGAUCAAGUGGUUGAAGCUGCUUUCAAUACUCAAGGCCCCCAACAGAAACAAGCCAUGGCUGUCCUUGCCCAGUUUCAAGAACUACCGGAUUCCUGGCAGAAAGUGCCGAUGAUAUUGGAAAACAGCGUCUCUCAAAAUUCUAAGUACAUCGCUCUUCAAAUUAUGGAUAAGCUGAUUACAACCAAAUGGAAAGCUCUUCCUGAAACUCAACGAUCCGGUAUCAAGAAUUUCAUUGUUGGUUACAUCGUUAAGAUGACACGCGAUGAAGCACAAAUGGUGAAAGACAAGGCUUUUGUCAACAAAAUGAACUUGAUACUAGUUCAGAUCCUGAAACAAGAAUGGCCCCAUAACUGGCCUGGCUUUAUUCCGGAAAUCAUUGCCUCUUCUCGAACAUCUCUAUCAUUGUGCGAAAACAACAUGGUCAUCCUGAAGCUCCUUUCCGAAGAAAUUUUCGAUUACAGCGCAGAGCAGAUGACUCAGGCAAAGACUAAGGCCCUGAAGAAUCAAAUGUGUAAUGAGUUUGCCGAUGUUUUCCAACUUUGCAAUGAGAUCUUGGAGAAAGCUACCAAGCCGAGUCUUAUCACAGCGACCCUGGGAACACUUUUGCGGUUCUUAAAUUGGAUUCCGUUGGGUUACAUCUUCGAGACCAGUCUGAUCGAUCACUUGAUCAACCGAUACCUUGAAGAGCGGCAAUACCGUAACAUUACCUUGAGAUGCCUGGCUGAAAUCGGCUGUAUAAAGGAUGCCGGACCCGAAUAUGAUUCUAAAUUCGUCUUGUUACUUACGAUGGUUAUGUCAUCCGUCAACCGAAUCUUACCCCCCAACACCGACCUGAAGGAAAUGUGGGACUCCCAACCUCAAUACGAACAGGAGUUCGUCAUGGCCCUGGCCGUGUUUCUAUGCAGUUUCUUGUUCAAGAAUAGCAGACUUCUAGAGGUCCCGCAACACCACGAUUUACUGGUCAAUGUACACAUGUAUCUAGUAAAGAUCUCACAGGUUGACGAUCGAGAGUUGUUUAAAGUCUGCCUAGAAUAUUGGUCAAAACUUGUCAAGGAGCUCUAUGAUGAACAGCAGUCUAUCCCCACGGACAUGGGACCAUUGAUGGGAAUUGGCUUGAACCUGGUCGGAGGAGCAGGUGGUGUCGGUAGCACUAGCUCACAUUUUGGUGGCGGUGGGGUCGGUAGCGAAGCUCAAGGCCGAAAGCUUCUGUAUCGCGAUGUUUGCAGCAACUUACGGCUAGUCUUCAUCGAAAAAAUGGUGAAACCCGAAGAGGUGCUGGUCGUGGAAAACGACGAAGGCGAAGUUGUACGUGAAUUCUUGAAGGAGACGGACACCAUUGUCCUGUACAAGGCAAUGAGAGAGGUUUUGGUUUACUUGACCCAUUUAGAUGUGCCUGACACUGAAGAAAUCAUGCUAAACAAACUCGCUCGACAAGUGGACGGUUCUGAAUGGUCUUGGAACAAUUGCAACACGCUCUGCUGGGCGAUUGGCUCAAUAUCUGGUGCUAUGAAUGAGGAAUCCGAGAAGCGCUUUUUGGUCACUGUGAUAAAGGAUCUGUUGGGCCUCACCGAGCUGAAACGUGGGAAGGAUAAUAAAGCCAUCGUUGCAUCUGACAUCAUGUACAUCGUUGGGCAAUACCCUCGCUUUUUAAAAGCCCAUUGGAAAUUUCUAAAAACGGUUGUCAAUAAACUUUUUGAGUUUAUGCACGAAACCCACGAAGGGGUUCAGGAUAUGGCUUGCGAUACCUUCAUCAAGAUUGCUCAGAAAUGUCGCCGACAUUUUAUCACUCAGCAGCCAGGCGAACAAGAGCCAUUUGUAGACGAGAUUGUACGAAACCUUGAGAAGAUUACAGAGGAUUUAUCUCCCCAGCAGAUACAUACGUUUUAUGAAGCUGUGGGUCAUAUGAUUGCUGCUCAACCAAACAGGCCCGUCCAGGAGCGCUUGAUUGCCGGCCUUAUGCGGGCUCCUAAUGCAGUCUGGGAUCGUCUGAUGCAGCAGUCUGCUGCCAGUGUCGACGUCCUCGCCAACCCAGACAAUAUAAAGCUGUUAUCAAACGUGCUUAAAUGCAAUGUUUCCGCGUGCAUGUCGAUUGGCUCCUUUUUCCAGCCACAAAUCGUCCGAAUUUACAUGGAUAUGCUUGGGCUAUAUAAAGCUGUCUCCGGGAUAAUAAGUGAGACCGUGGCUGCUGAGGGUAUUAUCGCAACGAAGACACCGAAAGUUAGAGGACUGCGUACAAUCAAGAAGGAAAUUUUGAAACUGGUGGACACCCAUAUUCGACGUGCGGAAGACCUCAACAGUUUAAACGACACCCUUCUACCCCCACUCUUGGAUGCCGUGUUGGGCGACUACAAUCGAAAUAUUCCCGCUGCAAGAGACGCUGAAGUUUUAAACAUCGUUUCUACAAUCGUGAUCCGGCUAGGUCCAUUGCUAACAGGCAAAGUGGCUGCCAUCCUUGAACUGGUCUUUGAGCCUACACUUACGAUGAUCAACCAAGAUUUCUCCGAAUUCCCCGAACACCGAGUCGGGUUUUUCAAGUUAUUACGUGCGAUCAAUGCUAGUUGUUUCACAGCUUUACUGGCUCUUGAACCCAACCGGUUUAAGCUGAUGAUGGACAGUGUAAUUUGGGCCAUCAAGCACAUCACACGGGACAUUGCAGACACUGGACUAGCAAUCCUUUUGGAACUGUUUACAAACGUGUCCACUCAUACGGAUCCCCCGACCGCGGCUGCGUUCUUCCAGCAGUACUACCUGGGAAUCUUGCAAGACAUCUUUUUUGUCUUGACAGAUGCCGAUCACAAGAGUGGUUUCAAAGGCCAGUCUCAAGUCUUGGCCCGAAUGUGGGGUCUCGUCGAAAGCGCUUCGAUUGCCGGGCCACUUUUCAACCCAGCCGAGCAUGACGCAACUAUGGACAACGGACGAUUCCUCAAGGAAUACACCUUUAACCUCUUGAGCACAGCCUUCCCUCACGUUCAACCUCUGAUCAUUCAACAAUUCAUCACUGGGUGCUCGGAAACCUACAGCGACGCGGCUCGAUUCAAGAGUAAUCUCAGAGAUUUCCUAAUCUCCCUGCGCGAGUAUUCAGGCACGAGCGACGGUCAACAUCAUGAUCUGUUCCAGGAAGAUAAGGAGGCUUUGGCUGCCGCCAAGGCUCAAGAGCAGGCUGCUAUUCCUGGGAUGAUUAAGCCGAGUGAAAUCAAAGACGAGGAUGAAGAGAUUCUUUAG